GUAAAAUCUCCUCCGCAACAUCGGAGGGGUACUAAAAAAGUAGUACUAAUAACAGGCCGUUGGGUUAGCUGACCAAUUUCCAAGGUAGAUUUUCAAUGGUGCGACUGCGGAAAGUGAUAAUGACACUUCAACUGUUCUUCUCUCCCUUGUUCACAAAGAAAAUGCAAAAUGGGCCAUUUUUCUUGAAAAACCUGUUCAAACUAAUGACACAAUAAGGUGAAUAACCCUUCCCUAUAUAAAACCCAUCACAAAGCUCCACUCUUUCCUUUGCAUAAUAUUCAGAGUCCCUACAUUUCUCUGGUUAUAUAUUUCCCGAUCUAGAUGUAUCCAGCUGUACCGGAUGAAUACCAAAAACCGGUGGGGCAGCCAUCGGCUCCACCGUAUGACGAUCCUCCGGCCACCGGGAUACCAGUGAUACCACCGCCAUCAAACUAUGCAUACGCCGACAACUCUGGAGCACCACCACAACCGCCGCAUCCGUAUAUUCCGUCCGGGUCGGCGCCCGGGAAUUGGUCAACGGGUCUAUGCGAUUGCUGCUCCGAUUGUUCAACUUGUUGCAUGACUUGUUGCUGCCCUUGUAUAACAUUUGGACAAGUUGCUGAAAUUGUUGACCGAGGAUCAACAUCUUGUGUAAUAAGUGGGUUGCUUUACGGGCUGCUGUGUCAUUUCACGGGGUGUGCUUGUGUGUAUGCGAGCUUCUACCGAACCAAAAUGAGGCAGCAAUACAAUUUGCCAGAAACCCCCUGCGCUGAUUUUCUAGUCCAUUGCUGUUGUGAAUGUUGCGCUUUGUCACAAGAAUAUCGUCACCUCAAAAGCCAGGGCUUUGAAUUGUCGCUUGGAUGGAGUGGAAAUAUGGAAAAGCAAAACCGUGGACUGACAAUGUCACCAAUUGUCCCACAUGGAAUGAGUCGAUGAACGCGGGAUUGAUUAUUACUCUCUCUCUCAUAGAUAUAGUUUGGAUUGUUAAACGGUAUUUCCUACCGUCAAAAUAAUAAUAAUAAAAAAAAAAUUAGCACUAGUAUUUGUAAUUUCUUUGUAGUUGUGCAUUUAGCAGGUUCUCCUGGAGCUGCUUUAAUUUUUUUCUUGGGCUUAAAAAUCUAUUAAAUUCCCUGUACUCGACUAUGCUAUGUACACAUUCUACCUCAUUUGUUAUUGCUGUUGUUGGGAUGACUUUAAAUGUUUUUUUCCCCCCAUUAUCUUUAGAGAUCAAAGUCAUAAUCCUUAUGCCCCAAGAUAAGAAAUGGGUCCCCUUUGUUGCAGACUUCCAUUAAGAAUUCUUUGGAUGGAAGGGUAUGUCAGUAUUAAUCUUCUAGAAAAGAAAAGGA
Messenger RNA from Oldenlandia corymbosa var. corymbosa, 1325 nucleotides. NCBI's taxonomy places the organism in Eukaryota, Viridiplantae, Streptophyta, Magnoliopsida, Gentianales, Rubiaceae. The record is from the annotation of a GenBank genome assembly.